Egretta garzetta (little egret) is the source of this 1392-nucleotide messenger RNA. It is a transcript of the gene GABRA5, whose product is annotated as gamma-aminobutyric acid type A receptor subunit alpha5. Gene Ontology annotation, molecular function: GABA-A receptor activity; transmitter-gated monoatomic ion channel activity involved in regulation of postsynaptic membrane potential; GABA-gated chloride ion channel activity. Gene Ontology annotation, cellular component: neuron projection; GABA-A receptor complex; synapse. NCBI's taxonomy places the organism in Eukaryota, Metazoa, Chordata, Aves, Pelecaniformes, Ardeidae. The transcript has 9 exons. Gene Ontology annotation, biological process: synaptic transmission, GABAergic; gamma-aminobutyric acid signaling pathway; regulation of postsynaptic membrane potential. The record is from RefSeq and is a predicted model, not a curated record. Bases 1 to 1392 code for a protein of 463 amino acids.
AUGGACAAUGGGAUGGUCUCUGGCUUUAUCAUGAUCAAAAACUUCUUCCUCUUCUGCGUUUCCAUGAGUUUAGCCAGCCACUUCGGCUUCUCGCAAACGCCAACAGCAUCGGGAAAAGAGGACACCAAUGAUAACAUCACUAUAUUCACCAGGAUCUUGGAUGGUCUGCUGGACGGCUACGACAACCGACUGCGCCCGGGACUGGGAGAGAGAAUAACUCAGGUGAAAACAGACAUCUAUGUUACCAGUUUCGGUCCUGUGUCAGACACAGAAAUGGAAUACACCAUUGACGUUUUUUUCCGACAAAGCUGGAAAGACGAAAGGCUGCGAUUCAAAGGACCUAUGCAACGCCUCCCUCUUAACAACUUGCUCGCCAGCAAGAUUUGGACGCCAGACACUUUUUUCCACAAUGGCAAGAAGUCCAUUGCUCACAACAUGACAACGCCAAACAAACUUCUGCGCCUGGAGGAUGACGGCACUCUGCUGUAUACCAUGAGAUUGACCAUCUCUGCUGAAUGUCCCAUGCAGCUUGAAGAUUUCCCCAUGGAUGCACAUGCUUGCCCAUUAAAAUUUGGAAGCUAUGCUUACCCCAAUUCUGAAGUGAUCUAUGUGUGGACUAAUAGCACCACAACAUCUGUGGUGGUGGCUGAAGACGGUUCACGACUUAACCAGUACCACCUGAUGGGACAAACUGUAGGAACUGAAAACAUCAGUACCAGUACAGGUGAAUAUACUAUUAUGACAGCCCAUUUUCAUCUGAAAAGAAAAAUUGGUUAUUUUGUCAUCCAGACGUACCUUCCUUGCAUUAUGACUGUGAUCUUAUCGCAAGUGUCGUUUUGGCUAAACAGAGAAUCUGUCCCGGCUAGGACUGUCUUUGGAGUAACUACAGUCCUCACCAUGACCACCUUAAGUAUCAGUGCCCGUAACUCUUUGCCAAAAGUGGCCUACGCUACUGCAAUGGACUGGUUUAUAGCUGUCUGCUAUGCCUUUGUAUUUUCUGCAUUGAUUGAAUUUGCAACAGUCAACUAUUUCACCAAGAGGAGUUGGGCAUGGGAUGGCAAAAAAGCCCUGGAAGCUGCUAAAAUCAAGAAAAAAGAGCGUGAAUUGCUGGGAAAUAAAUCAACUAAUACUUACAGCACUGGGAAGAUGACCCCCGCACCAAACAUGCCAAAGGACUCAGCCCCAUCUGUCAUCUCAAACGCUGCACCUGCCCCAGUGAAGUCUGCAGAAGAAAAGCCCGCCGAAAGCAAAAAGACUUACAACAGCAUCAGUAAGAUUGACAAAAUGUCCCGGAUAAUUUUCCCAGUGCUGUUCGGAACUUUUAACUUAGUUUACUGGGCCACAUAUUUGAAUAGGGAGCCUGUUAUUAAAGGUGCCAAUUCUCCAAAAUAA